CACUUGACAUUACACGUCACGUCGAUGCCAACCUUAAAAUUUAAAAAUCACUAAUUUGGGCGAAAAGAGGGCGAUUUUUGUUAAGCCCUUUGUGACUUGGCCCUGAUUUUCCCCGAAUUUACUUAAUUAUAGUCCUGGGAGGCUCCAAACUGGUUAAAAUGCCGAAAUUGGCUCACUUUUUGACAACACACGUGACAUAACCUCCAAAUCAAAACAAUCGGCUUAUCGCUUUAAAUUGCUAAUUGUUAUCAGUACUUCACAUGCCAUGCCGAAGAAAUGUCCGAAUCUAAGAGCGACAAUCAUGUCAAAGACGGACUCAUCGAUUUUACAGCCGGGUUUUUGGGGGGCAUUGCGUUGGUGUAUGUGGGCCAGCCCCUGGACACCGUCAAGGUAAAAAUGCAGACGUUUCCGAGCUUAUACAACAACAUGAUUGAUUGUUUCAUGAAAACGUUACGCGCAGAUGGAAUUUAUCGCGGUUUGUAUGCCGGUACAGUCCCGGCUUUGGCGGCGAAUAUCACCGAAAAUUCGGUCUUGUUUCUUUGUUACGGCUUUUGCCAGAAAUUCAUUCAAAAAGUCAGUCGUACGGAACACGUGGCUGAACUCAGCAUGAUGCAGAACGCCACGGCGGGUUUUUUGGCCUCAUUUUUCUCAUCGGUGGCGAUUUGUCCCACCGAACUUCUCAAAUGCAAGCUUCAAGCCAUGUUCGAGACGCAGAAACAGCAGGAGUUGCAAGGUUUGAAGGUGGUCAGAGUGGGGCCUAUGAAGUUAGCAGCGCAGAUAUUGAAGGCCGAGGGGCCCUUGGGGUUCUUUCAUGGGCUAGUCCCGACGUUAGUUAGGGAAAUGCCGGGAUAUUUCUUCUUUUUUGGGACUUAUGAAGGCACUAGGACUUUGUUGGCACGCCCGGGGGAAUCCAAGGACGAUAUAGGCUUGUUUAAAACAAUGGUAGCGGGGGCUUUAGGGGGCAUGUCUUUCUGGACGUUGACUUAUCCGGUUGAUGUGGCCAAAAGCCGAAUACAAGUCACAGAUAGUAAGGUGAAUAUGGUUUCAAUGAUUGCACAGAUUUGGAGGCGCGAAGGCUUUAGACAACUUUAUAAUGGGCUAACUCCUACUUUAGUUCGGACUAUACCAUCCACUGCCACUCUUUUUGUCACUUACGAGUAUUCCAAACGAUUCCUCCACCAGAUUUUCUAAUUAGAAACAAAACUCGAAAAUAGUUUUUAUACUUUAUUUUUUCCAAUAAAUAAAUAAAUAGGAAUACUGGGUAAUACUGUCA
This is a messenger RNA of Tribolium madens (black flour beetle), 1273 nucleotides long. RefSeq names its product mitochondrial ornithine transporter 1. Gene Ontology annotation, molecular function: L-ornithine transmembrane transporter activity. NCBI's taxonomy places the organism in Eukaryota, Metazoa, Arthropoda, Insecta, Coleoptera, Tenebrionidae. The transcript has 3 exons. The record is from RefSeq and is a predicted model, not a curated record. The coding region runs from base 277 to 1191 and encodes 304 amino acids. Gene Ontology annotation, biological process: mitochondrial L-ornithine transmembrane transport.